AUGUCCCGGCAACAAGAACUAGUGGGAGGUCAAGCCUUCGGGCCAUUUCACCCGGGUCACUGUGGCCCCGGCGCGGGGCUCCCGGGGGCGGCCGCCUUGCGCCAGCCGACGCUCCCGCUGCGCAGACCGAGGGCUGGGUGCGGGCCGGGGGCCGGGAGGGCUCUGGGUGGCGCUGCCUCCUCCCCGCCCGCCUCCCCUAUUUACCUCCUCCGCCAAGGUCACGGCCCCGCGGCGUCUCCGCUCCCGGGCGGGCUGGGUGCAGGCGGUGUCAGCUGGCGGCAAGCGGAGCAGCGAGGCAGGGCAGCUUCAUCACACUCGCGGCGGAUGCGGAUUCCGCGCCGCCCCGGCUGUCGCUGCUCAGGCGACCGCCACCCUCGCCUCGCCGCCGCCCGUGCACAGGCGGCUCCGGCAGCCGCCACUCGCGCCCGCUCCCCUGGGCCGCCUCGCUGGCUCGCUCCCUCCUCCGCUUCUUCUCCCGGGGACUGGGACCAGCCGAGCGCGCGCGGGAGUCGAGACGCCCGGCCCGUGCGCGCGACUGGGAGGAGGGAGGAGGGGACAGUCACGUGGGACAGGGGCGUCCGAAGGUGCCGGCUCGGAUGGGCUCGGCUCGGCCGCCGCCACACCGCCCGCGCCUCCCGGGCCUCCCCGGCCUCCCCGCCCUCGCGCCCCUCGGGAGGCUGUAGUCCUGCCCCCGGCGCGGCCAGCCCGCCCUCCCGCACACCCCGCCCGCCCGCCCGCGCGUGUGUACGUGCGCCAGAGGCCUGGAGAGACCGGAGUUUAACGCCCAGUACCCCAGAGAGCUCCCUUGUAACCUUUCUACCACAUGACGACACAGCAAAAAGAUGGUCAUCUAUGAACCAGACAUUGGGCCCUCACCAGACACUGGAUCUGCUGGCAGUCUGAUCUUGGAUUUCCCAGCCUCCACAAUUGUGAAAAAUAAAUAUUUGUUGUCUAUAAACCACCCAGUCUACGGUAUUUUGUUAUAGCAGCUGGAACUGACUAAAACAAACAGAGAGGGCUGGAUUAGCACUAAGAACAGCAUGGACAAAAUAUAACUGAACAUCAGUCUGAAUGAGAAAAGAUACUGGGUUUUUGCUUGUGGUUGAGAGCAAACUCAAUAUUGUUCAAAAAGAGCACACAUCUUCCAAAAUAAGAUAACAUAAGCACAAAUGGCACUUCUAGAAAUAUAGUGAUAGGGAAGUACCGAUGCAAUGAAGAGAGGUGUUAGAAAACAACGGGCCCGUCAAUACUUUGGCAGACAUGUCUAAAACAUCCUGGAUGGCAUGUGCCAUGGCUUUAAAUCCUUCAUUUAUGCUCCAACCCCACCUCUGUGAUGUAAGAUCCGGGAGCACAGAGAUUUUGUC
Macaca mulatta (Rhesus monkey) is the source of this 1364-nucleotide messenger RNA. The record is from RefSeq and is a predicted model, not a curated record. Lineage: Eukaryota; Metazoa; Chordata; Mammalia; Primates; Cercopithecidae.